AUGCCCUCUCACGCCCCUCUCUCCCUCCUGCCUCUUUCCAUGAUCGUCCGCUCCCUCUUCACCACCACCGUCUCCUCCUCCCCGGUCCUCCUACGCCCUUCCCUCCGUGUCAUGAGUGUCCUGGCUCAUAGCUCCAACGCCUUCUUCAACCCGGACCGCAAUCCGGUCCUCCGUUGGUUCCUCAAGAAGACCUUCUACGCUCAGUUCUGCGCCGGCGAGCGUCCCGAAGAGGUCCGGCAGACGAUCCGCCGGCUCAAGGAUAUCGGGUUCACCGGCGUCAUCUUGGGUUACGCAAAGGAGGUCGUCUUGUCUGAAACCCAGGCGCGGGGCUUGGCUUCGUGCGGCGGUGACGGGCCUGAGGCGGCGGCGGAUUGCAUCAAGAACGAAAUCGUGCCGUGGGCUGAGGCGACGGAAACCACCGUCAAGUUGGCGCAGCCGGGAGAUUUUGUCGCUUUGAAGUUCACCGGCGCGGGUCGCCAGGCUCUCUACUCCCUCUCCGAGCGCCUCCCGCCUCCCCCCGCCCUCGCGGAAGCCAUCGACCGCGUGUGCGCCUGCGCGGCCGAGCACGGCGUCCGCCUCCUCUUCGACGCCGAACAGGCCGCCCUGCAGCCCGGCAUCGACGACUGGACCCUCGACUACAUGCGCAGGUACAACACCGAGCCCGGCCGCGCCGUCAUCUACGGGACCUACCAGGCGUACCUGAAAUCGACGCCGGCCACGCUGGCGCGGCACCUGGUCGCCGCGCGGGACGGCGGCUUCACGCUGGGCGUGAAGCUCGUGCGCGGGGCCUACCUCGGGUCCGACCCGCGGCAUCUCAUCCACGACACCAAGGCCGAUACGGACGCCGCGUACGAUGCCAUCGCCGCGAGCAUGCUCCGGCGGCAGUGGGGGGACGUGUUCCGCAGCCGCAGCCGCAGCCGGAAACAGGAAAUUGGAAACGCGGGCGAGGGCGAGGGCGCGGGCGCGGGCGCGGAAGGGCCGCCGUUCCCCGAGGCCAGUUUGGUGGUGGCCUCGCAUAAUGCAGAGUCGGUGCGUCGCGCGCGGGCCAUCUGCGAGGCGGGCGAGGCGAAGAUCGACGUCGCCUUCGGGCAGUUGCAGGGCAUGGCCGACGAGAUCAGCUGCGAGCUCGUGUCGGCGAAGAAGGGAACGACGACGGCGGCGGCGGCGAGACAGGGCGGCAAGACGCUGCAGACGUACAAGUACCUCGUCUGGGGAUCCACGGGCGAGUGCAUGAAGUACCUUCUCCGACGGGCGUACGAGAACCGGGAUGCUGUGCAGAGGACGCGCGCGGGGCGAGAUGCUAUGUGGGGUGAGCUGGUGCGGAGAGCGAAGCAGACUGUCGGGUUGACGUCGUAG
Molecule: messenger RNA, 1356 nt
Organism: Sodiomyces alkalinus F11
Lineage: Eukaryota; Fungi; Ascomycota; Sordariomycetes; Glomerellales; Plectosphaerellaceae
Product: proline dehydrogenase
Exons: 2
Coding region: 1-1356 (451 amino acids)
Cellular component (GO): mitochondrion
Molecular function (GO): FAD binding; proline dehydrogenase activity
Source: RefSeq, a predicted model, not a curated record